GUGGCCUUGAUCUCUCGUCUUCUUCUUCUUUGAGUUCUUCGUGUUCGAAUCACUGGUAAUGGAGACGAUGGAAUCCUGCGUUCCACCAGGUUUCAGGUUUCAUCCCACGGACGAAGAGCUUGUUGGAUAUUAUCUAAGGAAGAAGGUGGCAUCUCAGAAGAUUGAUCUCGACGUUAUUAGAGACGUCGAUCUGUACAGAAUCGAACCAUGGGACCUCCAAGAGAGAUGCAGAAUAGGGUAUGAAGAGAGGAACGAGUGGUAUUUCUUUAGCCACAAGGACAAGAAGUAUCCAACAGGAACAAGGACGAAUCGGGCGACCAUGGCUGGGUUUUGGAAGGCAACUGGAAGGGAUAAAGCUGUGUAUGAUAAGAUGAAACUCAUUGGCAUGAGGAAGACUCUCGUCUUCUAUAAAGGAAGGGCUCCUAAUGGACAGAAAAGUGACUGGAUCAUGCAUGAAUACAGGCUUGAAUCCGAAGAAAAUGGUCCUCCUCAGGAAGAAGGAUGGGUGGUUUGCCGAGCAUUCAAGAAACGAACCAACUGCCAAACAAGAGGCAAUGAAGGAUGGGACUCAAGUUAUUUUUACGAAGAACAAAGUGUUAUAAGUUCCAUUGUUGAUCCCAUGGAUUACAUUCCAAGGCAGCCUCAUAAUUUCCUGUGUAAGCAAGAGAUCGAAGCAGAUAAUUUGAACUUCUUGCGUUCCCAUAGUUUUGUACAACUUCCUCAGCUUGAGAGCCCAACUCUACCAUUAAUAAAGAAGCCAAAUCUGAUAUCAAUGAUGUCAUCUGAAAAUAACAAAGAAGAUGAAGAGGGUGGAAGAGGGUGCAAUAAUGACACAGAGAAAGUAACAGAUUGGAGGGCUUUAGACAAGUUUGUUGCUUCCCAAUUGAGUCAAGAAGAUAGAUAUGAUGGUGAAGGGAUAUCAAGCUUUGGAGAUAAUCAGAAUUCAGAUAUGGCUUUGCUUCUGUUGCAGAGUACAAGUGAGGAAGGGAAUAAGUUAAAUGGGUUAUUGAGUUCUGAUGCAGACUGUGACAUUGGAAUUUGUGUAUUUGACAAAUGAAGAGAUAAUGGAGAAGGUAUGGAUGGGUUGAAGAUAAAGAGGGACUAAGUGCAGAUUGGAGACUGGAAGGUGUGUUGUUAUUUUUAUUUUUUUUCUUUGUUCAUCAAAUCUCUAUUU
Molecule: messenger RNA, 1174 nt
Organism: Telopea speciosissima
Lineage: Eukaryota; Viridiplantae; Streptophyta; Magnoliopsida; Proteales; Proteaceae
Product: NAC domain-containing protein 37-like
Exons: 3
Coding region: 59-1057 (332 amino acids)
Biological process (GO): regulation of DNA-templated transcription
Molecular function (GO): DNA binding
Source: RefSeq, a predicted model, not a curated record